CUUUGAGUGACGUUUCCAGUUCUUCCCUCCCCUCCUGCGGUUCUCUUUGCCACGUUUGUUUCCUCCACCGCUCCGUGUGUCUCUCCCAUCCCGUCUGCUGAAGGCUAUCUGCUGCGAGAGGCUGCAACCAUGGCUGCUACUGGAACUUUCCGUAUGGUUUCAGAGGAGGAGCAGGCCAUGAGGUCAAAGCUGGAGCACCUGACAGUGAAGGAUCAUGGGCCGGUGUUUGGGCCAUGUCACAAACUGCCUGGUCACACUAUCCAAAAGGCGAAAGAUGAGCUGAAUGAGACAGAUGAGAAACGGGCGUCCUCGCUGAAGGACCUCCGUGCCAUGAUCAAAGAGAAGGUAGCAGCAGGAGACGACAUGGCCAAACUGGUGCAGGAACGUUUUGGGCACAAACCAGACUCUUUGCUGCUCCGUUUCCUCAGAGCACGAAAGUUUGACGUUACCAGAGCUCAUGAGCUCAUGAAAGGUUAUGUGCGCUUCAGGAAGGAGUAUCCAGAGCUGUUUGAGAACCUGACCCCAGAGGCUGUCCGCAGCACCAUCGAGGCGGGAUACCCCGUAGUGCUGCCCAGCAGAGACCGCUAUGGACAUGUGGUCCUGCUCUUCAACAUCGACAACUGGGACCUGGAGGAGAUCACCUUUGAUGAGGUCCUGAGAGCAUACUGUGUGAUCCUGGAGAAGUUGCUUGAAAAUGAGGAGACUCAGAUCAAUGGCUUUGUCCUGAUUGAGAAUUUCAAAGGCUUCACCAUGCAGCACGCCUCAGGAAUAAAGACGGCUGAGCUCAAAAAGAUGGUGGACAUGCUGCAGGACUCGUUCCCCGCCCGUUUCAAAGCGGUUCAUGUGAUCCACCAGCCCUGGUACUUCACCACCACGUACAACGUGGUCAAACCCUUCAUGAAGGCCAAGCUUCUGGAGAGGGUCUUUGUUCAUGGUGAAGAACUGGAAAACUACUUCAAGGAAUUUGAAGCAGAUAUUCUGCCUUCAGAUUUUGAUGGAAGAGCUCCAGUGGCUGACUACCAGGCCAUCGCCAUCCAACUUUUUGGCUCUGAAGACACUGCUCUCUGAAUUAAAUUAAAACACACUGACAUGAAUUUAACCCCAGACUAGCAGCCAUAUCCUAGGAGGCUUUGUGAUCACAUAUGUGGACUUCACUGAAGUUAGGAUUCUUUGUUUUGUUUUUUCAGGCAUUUGAGAGCAGAAGAAAGUGUCAGAUGUUAGAAGUGAGGGACGAUUUUCAGAUGAGUAAUGAGAUGUGAAUGAAAACUAAGAUUUAGACAUCACAGAGAAUAAGCGUCACUUCACUGCUCCGAUGUUUGUUGAUGUUUAGUAGAGAAGGAAACAGAGAAUGCUGAUGAAUCUAAGCAAUCACAAUCACCUGGGUUUGAUCAUUAAAAUGAGAUGUGGUGUGUUACCUGUUAUUUUCACUAAAGUAUGAAUGGUGUGCAAAGCGAACACUGAUAAAAGUUAAAACCUACACUUGAUUACUGCAUUUGAAGCUGCUCGCCGUGGUGCCUUGAGUACCUGCAUUUGAUCUCAGCUGCAUUUCUGUUUUAAAAGUUCUGCAUGUAUGAUUGAGAUUUGUUUCAAAAAGGCCUCAUCUACCAGAAACACCCAUUCUGCCUUUUGCAUUGUUAAUAAAAUGUAUCUUUAGUUCUGUGUGA
Messenger RNA from Nothobranchius furzeri (turquoise killifish), 1664 nucleotides. It is a transcript of the gene rlbp1a, whose product is annotated as retinaldehyde binding protein 1a. The record is from RefSeq and is a predicted model, not a curated record. Gene Ontology annotation, cellular component: membrane. Gene Ontology annotation, molecular function: phosphatidylinositol bisphosphate binding. Lineage: Eukaryota; Metazoa; Chordata; Actinopteri; Cyprinodontiformes; Nothobranchiidae.